CGUGACACAUUACGUUAAUGAGGCCGGACCUUCGCAUCUCAGCGGAGUCUGAGUUCAGAGAGGACACGGAAGAGGAGUGGGAAGGUUACCGUACGAGAUUUAACUCGACAUUAAGCCGUCAGGAAGCAAACUGUUAGCAAGCAUGGCCAAGCCACUGACGGACCAGGACAAGAGGAAGCAGAUCUCGGUUAGGGGGCUGGCCGGGGUGGAAAACGUCUCGGACCUGAAAACCAAUUUCAACCGGCACCUCCACUUCACCCUGGUGAAAGACCGAAAUGUGGCCACCAAACGGGACUACUACUUCGCCCUGGCCAACACGGUCCGGGACUACCUGGUGGGACGCUGGAUCCGGACACAGCAGCACUAUUAUGAAAAAGACCCCAAACGUGUCUACUACCUCUCCCUGGAGUUCUACAUGGGUCGCACUCUGCAGAAUACCAUGGUCAACCUGGCCUUGGAGAACGCCUGCGAUGAAGCCACAUACCAGCUGGGCCUGGACAUGGAGGAGCUGCAGGACAUCGAGGAAGAUGCCGGUCUAGGCAACGGUGGUCUGGGUCGCCUGGCUGCUUGCUUCCUGGACUCCAUGGCCUCUCUGGGCCUGGCUGCUUAUGGAUACGGCAUCCGCUACGAGUUUGGCAUCUUCAAUCAGAAAAUAGUCGACGGCUGGCAGGUGGAGGAAGCUGAUGACUGGCUGCGCUAUGGCAACCCCUGGGAGAAGGCUCGGCCCGAGUACAUGCGUCCGGUCCACUUCUACGGACGAGUGGAGCACACAGAGGAAGGAGUGAAGUGGGUCGACACACAAGUGGUUCUGGCUCUUCCUUAUGACACCCCAGUCCCCGGUUACAGAAACAACAUCGUCAACACCAUGAGACUGUGGUCUGCUAAGGCCCCGUGUGACUUUAACCUAAAGGACUUUAAUGUUGGUGGCUACAUUCAAGCCGUGCUGGACAGAAACCUGGCUGAGAACAUCUCCAGGGUCCUCUACCCUAACGACAAUUUCUUUGAGGGGAAGGAGCUGCGUCUGAAGCAGGAGUACUUUGUCGUAGCAGCGACUCUUCAGGACAUCAUCCGCCGAUUCAAAGCCUCCAAGUUUGGCUCCACUGAGUUUGUGCGACUGGACCUGUCUUCGCUGCCGGACAAGGUAGCCAUCCAGCUGAACGACACCCAUCCUGCUAUGGCCAUCCCCGAGCUGAUGAGGAUCCUGGUGGACGUUGAGAAACUCACUUGGGGGAAGGCCUGGGACAUUGUGGUCCGUACCUGUGCCUACACCAACCACACCGUCCUGCCCGAAGCCCUGGAGCGCUGGCCCGUCGACCUCUUCCAAAACCUGCUGCCACGUCAUCUGGAGAUCAUCUACGAGAUCAACCGCAGGCAUCUGGAGCGCAUCGCCACGCUAUACCCUGGAGAUCUUGACCGCAUGCGCCGAAUGUCCCUGAUCGAGGAAGGGGACGUCAAGAAAAUCAACAUGGCCCACCUGUGCAUUGUGGGAUCUCAUGCUGUUAACGGAGUGGCCCGCAUCCACUCCGAGAUCAUCAAAGACACCGUGUUCAAGGAUUUCUAUGAAGCGGACCCUGAAAAGUUUCAGAAUAAGACCAACGGCAUCACACCCAGGCGCUGGCUGGUCAUGUGCAACCCUGGCCUGGCUGAGGUCAUCGCAGAGAGGAUUGGUGACGACUACAUCCGUGACCUUGACCAGCUGAAGAACCUUCUGGACUUUGUGGACGAUGAUUCCUUCAUUCGGGAUGUUGCCAAAGUCAAACAAGAGAACAAGUUGAAGUUUGCUGCCCACCUUGAGGAGACUUACAAGGUGAAGAUCAACCCCAACUCCAUGUUUGAUGUCCAGGUGAAGAGGAUCCACGAGUACAAAAGGCAGCUGCUCAACUGCCUGCACAUCAUCACGCUGUACAACCGAAUCCAGAAGGAACCCAACAAGUCAUGGACCCCCAGGACCAUCAUGAUUGGAGGAAAGGCGGCUCCCGGUUACCACACGGCCAAGAUGAUCAUCAAGCUGAUCACAUCGAUUGGAGACGUCGUAAAUAAUGACCCCAUGGUGGGAGAUCGCCUCAAAGUCAUCUACCUGGAGAACUAUCGGGUCUCUCUGGCUGAGAAAGUUAUUCCUGCAUCUGACCUGUCGGAGCAGAUCUCAACAGCAGGCACUGAGGCCUCUGGCACCGGGAACAUGAAGUUCAUGCUGAAUGGAGCCCUCACCAUAGGCACCAUGGAUGGAGCCAACGUGGAAAUGGCAGAGGAAGCUGGAGAGGAGAACCUUUUCAUCUUUGGCAUGAGGGUGCCCGAUGUGAAGGCUAUGGACAAGACUGGUUAUGACGCCAUGUCGUACUACAACCGUAUCCCAGAGCUGAAGCAGGCAAUGGACCAGAUAUCUGGAGGCCUCUUCAGCCCCAGCCAGCCUGACCUCUUCAAAGACCUCGUCAACAUGCUGUUGCAGCACGAUAGGUUCAAGGUGUUUGCAGACUACGAGGACUACAUCAAAUGUCAAGAGAGAGUCAGCGAACUCUACAAGGACCCUAAAGAGUGGACCAAGAUGGUGAUCCACAACAUCGCCGGCUGUGGCAAAUUCUCCAGUGACCGCACCAUCUCCCAGUAUGCCAGGGAGAUCUGGGGCAUGGAGCCCAGUCUGGAAAAGAUCGCCGCUCCUGACGAUCCUCGCUAACACUUCCACACUGUAGCUCACCAUGUGACCCCGUAGCUUUUCCCUUGUGCACUGUGACAUUAUCUCUUUACUUUAUUGUUAACCCUGAUACCAGCUCUAUUACUUCCAGUUCAUCUUGCAGUAACCUGUAUCAAAGUGGACUGAGCCACAGUCUGGGCUCUGGUCUGUGCACUGCAGGGUGAAAACCUCAGCAUUUCAGCGUUUGGCCUACAUUUCACCUUGAAAAGAAAUUGUGAAAUAUUAAACAAAUAAUGUAAGCUUUCUUAUAAUGGAAGUUGGGAAAUUCUAACAUCAACCAGGAGCUAAGAAAAUUAAGACUUUAAUAUAUAUUUUUUAUUUAACACUUGUUCUAACUGCAUCCCCCUUCAACUGCACAGACGAUGUGGCUCCCAAAACCCAUAAAAAAGAGCAGAUAAACCUCAACACUGUUCUGGUCAUGAACAAUAGGAGAGGGGAGUUGCUCGGUGGUUAACCUGCGCAGGGCCUUGUAGCAGCUCUGUGACUGCACUGUGUAACAAGGAAGCCAUUAAUGUUCUUUAUUAAAAACUUCCCAGUUUAUGUGUUAUGUGCGUAUAUAUCCAUUCUGUGUGUGUUAUUAGCAGAGGUCAGGGGAGCCCUGCAAUGUCCUCAGCAUGUUUGUGUGUGUCUCAUUCUACUGUAGUCCCUUCAUGAAAGUGACCUGUGUUAGAAGAUAACAAAGCCUUCUCUGCCUAACAACCCAAAGUGACUGAAUUAACCUUUGGAAGCUGUGUUUCUUGUAGUGUAGUUGUUUGUGUUUAGCACGUGUGAGUUCAUGACACUGUGGCUAUCCGCUCGAUCGAUGUACUGUAACAGCAAACUGUCUGACUGACCACGCUGAACCUUUCAAUUCACUCUCAGCCAGUAUGUUUCCGUUUUAGUCAAUAAAGGACAAAUCUGAAUUAACAACCCA
This is a messenger RNA of Pungitius pungitius (ninespine stickleback), 3602 nucleotides long. RefSeq names its product phosphorylase, glycogen, muscle b (gene pygmb). Lineage: Eukaryota; Metazoa; Chordata; Actinopteri; Perciformes; Gasterosteidae. Gene Ontology annotation, molecular function: pyridoxal phosphate binding; glycogen phosphorylase activity. The record is from RefSeq and is a predicted model, not a curated record. Bases 143 to 2671 code for a protein of 842 amino acids. Gene Ontology annotation, biological process: glycogen catabolic process. Gene Ontology annotation, cellular component: cytoplasm. The transcript is spliced from 20 exons.